CACAAAUCAAAUUUGACCAAUCCAAACCACACCACACUGUCGGUCUGAUUCGUUAGACUCCUGUCUACACCACUCUCUGGGGACACUGCCGCCGGUAGAGCAGCAGCCAGCAAUGAGGAAAGACGGUUCACCGGUCACCGUCUCCGGCAACGCCGUCGGAAAAGUGUUCCUCUGCUUCGAAACUAAACCCUUAGUGGCCACAUUGCUAGCUCUCGCCCUGGUCAUGUUCAUCUGGAACCUCCAACCUUAUUACGAAAACAUACUUUCCACCACCACCCGCUGCUCUGUCCCUACCUCCUCUGCCUCCGGCGGCUCAUCUUUGCCAUUUACUGCCACUCCCUUGGCAGAACAGAAGCUCGUCACCCCCAAGUCCAUCGACCCUAACAAGCGUACCUUCCAAUCGUACGGAAACGCCGCAGCUCUUUUCGUCCAGAUGGGAGGCUACCGCGGCGGUCCCCGAACAUUCGCAGUGGUGGGUCUCGCCUCCAAACCCUUGCACGUGUUCGGCCACCCCUGGUACAAAUGUGAGUGGAUCUCGAACAAUGGUUCUUCCACCAAGGCAAAGGCCUACAAAAUGCUCCCAGAUUGGGGAUAUGGUCGCGUCUACACUGUGGUGGUUGUUAAUUGUACAUUUUCUGUGAAUCCCAACGAGGAAAACAGGGGUGGGAAGCUCGUUCUCUACGCCUAUUAUGGUGAGUCGCCGAAGAAGUAUGAGAAGAUCACCUCCUUGGAAGAAGCACCCGGGUCUUACGAUGAGUCCAAGUAUAGACCACCGUAUGAGUACGAGUAUUUAUAUUGUGGGUCGUCUUUGUACGGGAAUCUGAGUGGUGCGAGGAUGAGGGAAUGGAUGGCUUAUCAUGCUUGGUUCUUUGGGCCUAGGUCCCAUUUUGUGUUCCACGAUGCUGGAGGGGUGACGCCUGGGAUGUGGGCGGCGUUGGAGCCGUGGGUGCGAGCUGGGAGGGCCACGGUUCAGGACAUUAGGGGUCAGGCGGAGUUCGAUGGUUACUACUACAAUCAGUUCUUGGUGGUGAAUGACUGUCUCCAUCGCUACCGACACGCAGCCAACUGGACAUUUUAUUUUGAUGUGGACGAAUACAUUUAUCUCCCCGAUGGGAACACUCUGGAAUCGGUUUUAAAUGAGUUUGGAACUAAUAAUACUCAGUUUACGAUUGAGCAAAAUGCAAUGUCCAAUGUGCUCUGUUUGAACGAUUCCACUCAGGAUUACUCCAGGCAGUGGGGGUUGGAGAAGCUGCUGUUCAGGGAUUCGAGAACAAAGAUAAGGCGAGAUCGCAAGUAUGCAAUACAGGCAAAGAACGCAUAUGCAACGGGAGUGCACAUGUCGGAGAAUGUGAUCGGCGGAACAUUGCACAAGACGGAGACCAAGAUCAGGUACUACCACUACCACAAUUCAAUCACGCAUCACGCUGAGCUCUGCCGUCAAUUCCUGCCAAUGUCCGCCAAGAAUAACAUCACCUGGCUCCACGACACACCAUAUGUAUACGACGACAACAUGAAGAAGCUUGCCGCCACCAUCAAACAAUUCGAGCUCAACACCAUCGGAUCCGUACAAUAUAAUGUCUAUUCCUGAUUUUAUUUUUUUCCUUUUUUCUAUUAUUAAUUUUUUUGCAUAGAUAUAAGGUAUAUCUUUUUUGCUUUAUUUUGCCUUUUCUCUGGAUGGGGACCUUCUCACUCACCGACACCAUCAAUACCAACCCUUCACGCGUGGUCAUGAAUAUAUAUGGUUUUGCUGAGGCCAUAGUCGUGCUCCUCUCUCCUCCACCCACAUGGCCACAUCUACCGCUGGAGCCAGUGGUCAGGAGGACGACACUAAUGAAAGGGAAAUGAUGCGCCCAGCCAAAUUUGGGUUUGUUGGUAAAUGGUCGGCGUUUCAUUUGCAUUCGUUUAUAUUUCAUUUCUUUCUUCUUUUUCUCUCUUUAUAUAUACAAGUAAGUAUAAAUAUAAUGUUAACGGAGAGAGAGAGAGAGCGAAAAAGUGUGUAUGUGUUUCUUGACUAUGUUCUUGCUCUGGACACAUUUUUGGGAUAAUUGCUAUUUUAUAAAGAAGAUUUAAAUUGGCACAACAAACUAUAUAUGUAUAUAGACAUGCAGCGACAGUACGUUGUGGCACUGGCAUUUGGCAAGUGAUUUAAUG
Ilex paraguariensis (yerba mate) is the source of this 2151-nucleotide messenger RNA. Lineage: Eukaryota; Viridiplantae; Streptophyta; Magnoliopsida; Aquifoliales; Aquifoliaceae. The record is from the annotation of a GenBank genome assembly.